UCUCUGGUUAAAGAAAACAGGAUAGGGCUGAAACUUGUGUCAGUGUCGUCCUUACAUCUCUGGCGAAUCCGCUGUCGUGCACAGAUUGCUGUAUUUACUCGCCGUGGUCGGAAGACGAGGAAACCCACCUGCCGGAGAGCGGACACCACCUCGGGAUGGACGCCUUCAAAUCCGCCGGCAGAGCGAUUAUCAAGAGCCCCGGAGUUCCGCGGCACGCAUGGGGAACUUCAAAGCACGAAAAGUUGCCAGAGAACUGGACAGACACCAAGGAGACUCUGCUGGAAGGAAUGGUGUUCAACGUGAAGUACUUGGGAAUGACUCUGGUGGUCCAGCCAAAAGGAGAGGACAUGGCCUCAGCUGCCAUUCACAGAAUAGUUGCCAUGGCCCGAGCCAGUGCUAAGAAAUUUCGGAAAGUAACACUGACUGUCUCACCAAAAGGCAUCAUCAUCACAGACACAGAGACGGCGGACCUCAUAGAGAAUGUCUCCAUAUAUAGAAUUUCAUACUGCACAGCAGACAAAACUCAAGAUAAGGUCUUUGCCUAUGUUUCUCAGUGUCAGUUCAAUGAAACUCUUGAGUGCCAUGCAUUUCUCUGCCAUAAAAGGAAAAUUGCUCAGGCUGUUACAUUAACAGUAGCCCAGGCCUUCAAAGUUGCCCUAGAUCUUUGGGAAAUUUCUAAGGAAGACAAAAGCAGGAAGUCCAGGAACUGCUGUUCCUGUGCAGCCAGUGAUGGACAGCCAGAGACAAAAGAAGCUCAAUGUGUUCCAGUAGAGGCACACAAGCCCGCUGGGAUAGAGAAACUUCACAGGCCCUUCUUCUCUGUGUCACUCGGCUCAUCCUCACCUUACAGUAACCUCACUCGAGGCCGAACAAUCAAACAUGACUCUUGGGAUGUGGACGAUGGACUCGAUGAUGAGUUCUCAAGCAACAUGGAAGUGGAGGAAACAGACAAUGACUGGCCAAGUUAUAGUCCGAACUCGUCUCUGACUAUGCAAGUCUGAGGGCCUCAGAGGUCUCCACUCAGAAUUGUUUGCAACAAUGAGUUUGCACAACACACACUGACUUUAGCAACACAGGAAUUAGAAAGAGUUCUGAAGUCCCCAAGACCAACACAAAACAAAAUGCAUCAUUAGAUCACACAGAAAAGCAUAUCAUGCUCUCUGGUGCACAGACUGAGUCCCAGGGGCCGUGUUUGGUAUUCUAUGACGCUGUAGAGAAGACAGGUUGAAUACCCUGAUCCAACGUGCAACAAAAUUUCAGUGACUAGUCAACACACAGACUUCACUCUGUAAUUUUUUUAUGACAUAUUCAUAUUAUCACAAACUGCCAGAUGUAAUGUAGUGCAUACAGUGGGCAAUACAGUAGGGAUGCUUUUUUUGUCUCCGUGGUCAAUAUGAUACUUGUAAUCAAGAAAAGCAGAAAAAUGAUAAUUGGGAUCAAUAUAUAUUAAAUGUUAUACAGUGCUGUGAAAAAAGUAAUUGCCCUUCUAUUUCUACAUAUUUGUCACACCUAAAUGUUUCACAUCAUCAAAUAAAUUUUAAUGUAAAACAAAAAAUAACCCAAGAAAACACAAAAUGCAGUUUUUAAAUUAUAAUUCAAUUUCCUGAAGAAAAAAUGCUGUACAGCCUCACCUUGCCUUAUGUGAAAAAAUAACUGCUCCCUUAGCUGCCAAAUGACCAAAUUCAUUUGGCAAUUGGGUUCAGUUUCACCAGCCACACUCACAUAUGAUUACUGCCAGGCUUGUUGAAUGUAAACAUCACUAAACAGAACCUGUCUGGCAUUGUGAAGUAGCUAAAGGGUCUCAAAAAGUAGCACUUGAUGCCACAUUCUAAGAGGUUCAAGAACUGAUGAAAAGCAAAGUAACUGACAUUUAUUAGUCUGGAAAGGGUUACAAAUCCAUUGCUUAGGCUCUGGUACUUUAGGGAACCACACUGAGAACCACUGUACACGGAGAAAACAUGGAACAUGAGUGAACCCUCCCAGGAGUGGCCGAUCUACCAACAUUUUAUUAUCCCCCACCUCCACGAAGUGGAAAAGGGGGAUAUAGGUUUGGCCUCCGUCCGUCCGUGCUUCCGUCCGUCUGUCCGUCCGUGCUUCCGUCCGUCCGUCCGACAUGAAGGGGACAGCUUUUCUGGGAAACUAUUACAGCUAGGAUUACGAAAUUUAGUGUAUAGCUUCACACCAUGGACACCUUGAUCAAGUUUGAAAAUGAGACCUUUGCGAUAAUAUUUAACAGAGUUAUGGCCCUUGAUCACUAUUUUGGAUAUAGACUCAUAGACAUCACAUGUGGCGGGGGAUAUUGAUGACCAUGUCGUCUUGUUAUUUUUAUUUACCUCUAUUUAACUAGGAGAAAUCCCAUUGGGAUUAAGAACCUCUUUUUUAAGGAAGUCCUUGCCAAGAUAGGCAGCAGCAAAUACACCGUUACAAAAUUACACAGUUAAAACAUAAUUAAAACACAAGCAAAAACACUAAUUAAAAAAAAAGUAUUUACAAGCAAGUUAUAAAAACCAAGUUCAUGUUGUGGAGUCAGUGUCAAGAAUUCACAGUUUGGAUUUAAAAGCGCUUAAUGAGAUUAACUCAGUUAAUUUACAGUCUUUCUGCAAAAUCUAUGCAAACGGUGCAGAGUCAACAAAAGCCUUUUUACCCAAUUCAGUACAGACAUAUGGAACUGAAAUUGACUAUUGAUGAACAAAGAGAAGCAUGGUAAAUAGUGUCAACAGUUCGAAGAAAUUGAGCAAAAGCAUUCAUAUACCAAAGUGCCUUGAAGGUUAGUUGGUCAUGAGUCAUGCCACCCAAGUUUCUGGCAGACUGUCUGGGGCUGGGUUGGGUUGAUUCAAGCUGAAUGUUGGUUUCUUGUUGUACUGAGCAGAUGUCCCCAACCUUUUUUGUGCUAUGGACCAGUUUAAUGUCAGACAAUAUUUUCACGGACCGGCUUUUAAGGUGUGGCAGAUAAAUACAACAAAAUAAAAUAAUACGACCGGCAUAAAAACUGGUAUUUUCUAAAUAUAAUAAUUAACGUCAAUUCACUGCAUAUGCAACUUUAUUAGCAGCGUCCUCGUGACAUCGUGCCAACAUCAUAACAUGAGUAACAGCCUCCAAGCCCCACACUCUCUGGUCGUAAUGGUAAAGGUUAAAAAUGCAUUACUUUAUGUCAAUAUUUGUCGACUCGUCAUCCUGGAGCGCGUACUCUCUAACAAUUGUGUCUCAAUGUCCUCUACUAUUUCCCCAAUGCGCUGAGUAACGGUGUUAGCCAAAAGAGGCACCUGUGCUGUCUUUCUAACCGCAGCCUCUCCUAGAAUUUCAUGGCAGGAAGGAUCAGUUCUUCACCAAUAGUGAAGGGCUUCCUAGCCUUAGCAAUACGAUUAGCCCCCAAGAAUGAUGCUCUCAGUGCACUCAAAUUUUGUUGAUGUGGUGGCCCUCAGUGAUUGCUUCUGUUCUUCUUUUUCACGCUUUUUUCUUUCAAAAUACUCCAAAGGCUUGUCUUUCAAUGCAGAAUGCUUGGUCUCCAAGUGGCGAAGCAGUUUUGAAGGCUGCAUUGUUUCAUUAGAGAGCCGGAAGCCAUGUAUUAUGCAGAGUGGACUCGCUGCGUGGGAACAACCUGUUGCCAUAAAUCCAUAUUUCAAGUAGGACUCCUGGUAUUGUCUGUUAAAUGCAGCUUUAUUUUUCUUUGAAGUCGUAGGCUCUUCUGUCUCCUCACUGGCUCUUUUACCCAGCUCAAUUAAACUUUACAAAGAAGUUUGUUUUGUGUUCAUUUUGCUGGCUUGGGGGUUUCAAUUUAGCGGUAAUGUACUAUGUGUAACCGGCCGGCCAGACACGUCACGAGCAAAUACUUUUUCACAGCACUGUAUAUUCAUAGCAUGUGAUAGAAGUGAAACUGUCGUUCAUAGCUAUUUUACUUAUUUUAAUGAUUAUUUAAUUCUAUACAUAUAUAAAAUAAAUUAAAUAUUAAUUAUGUUAUAUAUUACCAGCAUGUGACAGUCGUCAACCUGUAAUUCAUAACUAGGUUACUUUAUUUAUGAUGAUUAUUAUAACUGAAAUAUAUAAUAAGGGUGUGGUGCUGUUACCUCACAGUUAGAAGGUCCUGGGUUAAACCUUGGCCUGGUGGUAAGUUUCCCUGUACCUAGGGUUUUCACCAUUUUUCUUUCUUUCACAAUCAAAAGACAUGCUUGGGUUAACUGAUGGUUCUAAAUAAUUAAUUUUAGUGUGCUUGGUUGUCUGUCUGUCUAUAGUAGCCCUGCGAUAGAUCCCAUCUGAUUGACCUGCCCAGGGUGUACCCUGCCUUCAUCUUAAGUCAGCUGUUUUAAGCUGCUCCCAUGUAACAGAGGACUGUUUUAUAGACUACAUGAGGCUUAUCUUAAUCUUCUUCAUAAAUUGGGAGUGGUGGGGUUUACAUCUUCAAUGUUAAUACUGAAAUGGAUAAGCAUACAUUCCACAUAAACACCUGUUGUUUGUCUUCCAACAUCCAGAAGUUAAUGGUCUGACAGGUGCACAAACAUCAGUAUAGACCACCUGUACCACAUACUGUACAUCAUUAGUAAAAUGAUGAACUAUUAUUUUGGAAAAUAAAACAUCGUGAUAUAGUAAUUAGAAACAGUUGCAUACAUGCAUACCCUUGUGACAUAUUUUUAUUGACAACACAAACUAAUCAUAUAUUAAGAAGUACUGCAAUUAACCCUUGGGAAAAGGAAGAUUUUUCUCAAUGAAGAGUUCAUGUAACUUCCAUCCCCAAACAUGAUAAAGAAGCUUAGUUUUUUGACCCCUAAAUUCCUAGUAUAAGGCAUAUGGGCUCCAUUUAAGCUAUAUUUCAAUUUGACUUUGUAGUAGCAUUGACUAUUCAUUUUUAUCCAGCCUAGGUAUGAGGUGUAAUUUGGAUUCACCGAACAAAAUCUUAGGAACCAUCAGCGAUACACAUCACAGACAGCUACAGUUCCCAUUUAAAGGGGUACUUCAGCGAUUUAGUAAUAAAACUUACAAAACUCAAAAGAUUCAAACUGUAAAGCAAAUAACAACAAUUAAAAACAAACAAAAAAACAGGCUACAAUAGCCUGACUUUUACACCCUGGAAUGGAGCUCUGAAUAUCCUCGAUCUUAUCGCACAUAAUACAAUAUACAGACUGUAUACACAACAAUAUACACAGAUUGUUGACAUGUACUUAAAUACAUGCCAACAAUCCGUAUUAUCCACUCCAAGAUGAGUAACCCAAGUUUUAACAGCCUGAGCACUCUUAAUCAUGACAAAUAUGUUAAACUUGAUGUGCACAAGUGUCCUGCUCUUAAUCUGGUUUUAACGAUAAAAUUUAAACAAAGCAUUACUGUUGUGGUCGAAUCAGUAAUCAACAUUAAACAUUCAAUAAUAUGCAUUUGGUUUGUUUUCUGUAUGUCAACAAUGUGAUUAGCAUGUCCAUUUUCAAGAAAUUUUGUCUUCAACACAAAUAUUAGAAAACUUUGUUACAGAAAACAGUCUGACACUGAUCUAACAAUCAGUAUCAGCACUCUUGUUGGAAAAGUGUGUAUUUGUAAUGACUAUUUUAUAUCAUCAUCAUCUCCUUAAUCAGUUGUGUCACUUUUAAAGAGUAGCAAUGAUUUUAUUUAAUGAAUUAUUUCAAGGCCAAACUCUUAUAUGAAAGAAUUCCAUUUCCAUUUGCUAUAUUUUUCGGUGUCAAAGCUGUGUGUUUUUAAAGUAUUUAUCACUCUUGUUCAGAUCAGAAUAUGUACAUGCUUGUAUGUUUUGUAGUAGGCUAGGUCAUUUGUACAGUUUUAUAAAAAUGUAAAUUUUACUACUGCAGGAAUUGCUUUGUGUUUAGAAUAGCCAUCAACAAACUAUUGUUUCUCUGCUUAGACUGUUCAGAUUAUUUUCAGAUGGCUUUCACUAUCAAAAGGACAUUAUGUUGUGGCCCAGUCUGGCUGAGGUUGUGUUUCUCUGUAUUCAUGUCAUCACGACUGACAAUAAUUGUGACAAAAGGUUGAAGAUAGUGGGGGCGACAUCAUGAUGUCAUGACACCUCCUACAGAGUAAUUGGGUGGAAUGAAGCAAGAUUGCAUUGUUUCAUUCAUGGCAUUUCAUUUUAUUUUUCUCUUGAACAUCACCCCACAAGUAAAAACUUCUACUUACCAUUUCAGCUCAAUAAUUGAAUGACUUAUUCAUUAUUGAGUAGAUGGUUAAGAAUCUGCUGAUUAAGUGCAAUUGGAAUUAUUUUUAGAUGGCCUGGUGUUCUGGAGUCUCAGAUUUUGAUUGGUUUUUAAUAAUGGCAACCAACAAACAUUAGUUUUUGAUCAAAUUUACUUUGUGAGGAUGUGUCUUGUGUCUUUAACACAAGGAAUUGAACGAUGAUACAAAAUGAACUACGGGGAGCCCUAAUAGCUUUAAUAAUUGUAUUUUCAAGCAAGGCUUUGCCCCUUUAAUUGAUAUGCUUUCUUUUUUUUUUCUUUCUUUUUUUUUUAAAAAAUGUGUAAUUUGAUUUUGCAGCCAAGACCCUUUGGAUUUACAUUGCUUUAAUUUUAGUGUAUGUAUUUUUGCAUUGUUUUUAAGAAUUUAUGUCUAUGUGUAGCCCUGUGAUAGACUGGUGACUCGUCCAGGCUGUCCUCUACCUUCAUUCUAAGUCAGCUGGGAUAGACUUCAUCCACCCCCUAGACCCUACAGAGAAUAAAAUUAUGUUUAGAGAAUGGAUGAAUGUAUUGAUUAAGGAAAAGAUUCAAGAUUCAAAAUAUUUAUUGUACCCUUAGGUAAAUUCAGUUUACAGUGAGUGAGUGAGUUCUCUCGUAUUGUAACACACCUAAAAAUCAACACGAGACAAGACAAAGUGACAACAGUGCUACGGCUAAAAGAACAAAGAAGAUGGCCCCAAAGUAAAAGGAAGAUAAAUUAAAAACAUAGUAAAAUAAAUAAAUAAAUAAAAAUGGCUGAAAAUAUGUCAGACCAAGCUAGAUAAAAAUGUGCUAUGCAUGAGAUUAAGAUGAGAGAAGCAAUACAAGGAAUAACUAUAUUAGUUAUAUUUCAGUUUCUCUCAUUUGUUGAUAGCACAGAUUGCUGCAGGUACGAAGCUGUUUUUAAAACGUUUAGUUUUACAGGCAGGUACCCUGAACCUCUGACCUGAAGGAAGCAGCUGAAAUUCACUGUUAAGAGGGUGGGAGUCAUCUCUUUCAACGAAGUUAGCUAUCCUCUGUAACUGUUUGGUAUACAGGGAUUCUGGGUGAAGCUGAGAGUCUCCAAUCAACUUGCUGGACCAUUUAACAAUUUGGUUUGAACAGUUUUUGUUUUUAAGGACACGUUUCCAAACCAUGAAACAAGACAAAAAGAUAAGACUGACUCGAUAAAAGCACGAUAAAACAGGAUCAUCAUAGCCCUGUCAAUGUUAAAAAUGGACAGUUUUCUCAGGCAAAACAGGCGCUGGCGUCCUUUUUUAUACACAGCUUCACAGUCUGCUUCAAAGUUCAGUUUGUUGUCAAUGAUAGUUAUAUUUGUACGUGUUGACACACUCCACUAUCUGACCCUUUAAAACUGUGGCCUCUCGAUUGGGAGCCUUGUUUUUCUGAAAGUCGAUGAUCAUGUCUUUUGUUUUGGAGAUGUUCCUCUCAAGGAAAGAUUUACUGCACCACUCCAGAAAAUCAUCAACAAUAAUCAAUUCAUGUAUAAAUUAUGUAUAAAUGAUACAGUCGUUUGCACUGUCAUCUCACAGCUCGAAGGUCCUGGAUUCAAAUCUGUGUGGAAGUUGUAUGUUCCCCCGUGCCUGCACCUUCCUCCCACAGUCCAAAAACAUGAGAUCAUUACAAGUUAAAAACAAGUUAAUUGGUGAUUUUGUAGGUGUGAAUGUGAGUGUGCUUUCUUGUCUGUGUCACUAUGUGUCCCUGUGAUGAACUGGCAAACUGUCUAGGUGACCCUGCCUUCACUCUAAGUCAGAGGAGGCCAAGUAUAACAUUAAACUGACUACAAAUCAGCCUGUGAAGUUUUGAGUCCAGAAAACAUUUGAGAAAACAAUUCAACUAGAAAAGUCAAGAAUUUUCUGAUAAGCUGACAUUAUCUAAAGUAUCACUGAUGUUUACAGUAUCAGUUUACAUUAACAGGGUGCUUAUUUUCUGUCUAUGCAAUUAGUGGGUGAUCAGCAGCAUUGUGAUAUUAUAAUAAUGGCAGUUCAUGUGCAAAACACAGUCAGUUGUUUUAAUCUAUGUAAAAAGUUGUACAGAAUUUUGAAAAGUGUUAGUUUCUUACACAUUAAUGCAUAAUAAAGGACUUUGUACAAUAAUUCA
Messenger RNA from Acanthochromis polyacanthus (spiny chromis), 8243 nucleotides. RefSeq names its product low density lipoprotein receptor adapter protein 1. Bases 156 to 1001 code for a protein of 281 amino acids. The record is from RefSeq and is a predicted model, not a curated record. The transcript is spliced from 10 exons. NCBI's taxonomy places the organism in Eukaryota, Metazoa, Chordata, Actinopteri, Pomacentridae.